AGCUCACGGAACGUCUCUCUGAAACAAAAUGGCUGACAUGGAGAGUGUCUAUGGCAUCUUUCGGCUCCAAUUACAUUUUUAACAUGAACCGUAUUUGCACGUGCACUGUUGCAUUUAGCAGGUAAACAAAAUGUUCAAAAAGGCGAAAAGAGCAAACUUUAGACGUCGGAAUGAGUCCGACGAGGAUGAGCAGGAGGAGAGUCAGCAGCCGCAGCUGGCGCCCACAAUGUUCGGGCCUACCGAAAUCCCGUUUAUGGAGACUUCCAGUAACAACGCUACCGGAGCGCCUAGCGCUACAGAGAGCUAUCAUAGUAACGGCCUUCAAGCUAACAGCUUGAGAGCUGUCAAGAAGGAAAAGAAGGGCAAAGAUACAGCUCCCGUGGUUGGACCCACGAAAGCCAGUUUACUGAGUUUCGUCGAUGAUGAAGAAGGAUCCGAGGUGUUCCGAGUGAAGAAAUCCAAUCACAGCAAAAAGAUUGUGAAGCAACUCAAGAGAGAAUACAAGGAGGAUUUGGAGAGGUCUGGGUGUAUCAAACAGGAUGUUAAAUCAGAUGCUCCACCUCAGCCUGCAGUUGCCAUUAAAGAGGAGGUUGCUAGCAGAGCAAGUAGUGAACAGGGAGAAGAAGAAAUGGAGGUGGACAGUGCUGAUGAGCAGGAGGAAGAUGCACGGAGUCAGGGUGGACAGACACACAGUCAAGUGUCCAAGAUCAACAGCACAGGAGCGACAUUCAACACACUUUCUUCACUUGGCAGCUUGAGACCAGGGGAGAUUCCUGAUGCAGCAUUCAUCCAUGCUGCCAGAAAACGCCGGCAGCUGGCUAGAGAGCUGGGGGGUGAUGCCCCUCUGGUUGACGCAGAGACUCCAAAGAAACGUCUGGUACGAGAAGACCAAGAUGCCAGUGACGACGAAGAUGAGGAAGAGAAGAGAAUCCGCUUCAGUGGAGUCAGAAACAAAAGUCAGAGACAAAAGAUAGCUGAGGAAAUAGGUAUUGAGGGUAGUGAUGAUGAAGCACUGGAUACAGGUCAGGAUGAGGAGGUGAGCCGUUGGGAGCAGGAGCAAAUUAGGAAAGGAAUCAGCAUACCCCAGGUCCAAAGCAGUCAGCCAGAAGACAGCACAGUCUACUACCAGAACAGCUAUGAGAGCCAGCCCUAUAGCUCUUCCUACAGCAUGCCUUACACCUACACUACCGUGGCCCCACAGACUGGCAAGCCAACUGGACGAGCUGACAAUGGUUCUGUUCACUAUGGGGCCGCUAUUAAUGAUCUAACCCCGGUAUCCAUUGAUCUGGUAAAGAAACGCCUGCAGGAUAGGCUCAGCCAAAUGCACGCAGGCCACAAUGCAAAUGUCGACCGCUACAAACAGAUCAAAGAAGACCUAGCUGCUUCUGAGCGUACCAUACAGCAGCUGGAGGGCUCAUCCAAUGACAAUGCAGAGCAAUAUAAGUUCUUGCAAGAGAUGCGAGGGUAUGUUGGAGACUUGCUUGAGUGUUUCAGUGAAAAGGUGCCUGCUGUCCUGGAGCUGGAGGCUGCCAUGCACCAGUUACUAAGGCAACGGGCCGCACGACUUGUCCAGAGACGACAGGAUGAUAUUAAAGAUGAAUCGUCGGAGUUUGCAAGCCUUUCAAAUAAAGCUGUCAUGGCUCCUAAUCUAGACUCAUUUGGCCGAGACCGUGCAGCAUACCAAGAGCACAGUCGUCAGAGGAGGAUAGCUGAAAGAGAAGCACGAAGAACACGACGGCGACAAGCCAGAGAGCAGAAUGGAAAGAGGGCUGAACAUAAAGAAGGCUUAUCAUCUGAUGAUGAGGAAACUUCUACUGACAUCACCAGCUUCAACAUGGAGAGAGAUCGUAUCAUCAGGGACAGUAAGAAAGUAUUUGAGGACGUUGUGGAAGACUUUCACUCUCUUGACUGCAUCAAAUCUCACUUUGAAGUGUGGAGGAAGGAGUAUGCUGACUCCUACAGGGAUGCUUACAUAGGUCUCUGUCUGCCAAAGCUCUUUAACCCCUUAGUCCGUCUGCAGCUGAUUACAUGGAACCCUCUUGAGGCGCAGUGUGCAAACUUUGAGUACAUGCUGUGGUUUGAGUCGCUGUUGUUUUACGGCUUUGAAGAGAACAGCACAUUACAGAAAGGAGAUGGAGAUAUUGGCCUGCUGCCUGCUAUUGUGGAGAAGGUCAUCCUCUCUAAACUGUCAGUCUUGGCAGAGCAGGUGUGGGACCCGCUCUCAAGCAGUCAGACGACCAGGCUCGUGAGCUUCAUCCACAGACUGCUUAAAGGUUAUCCCACUGUGCUGCACGGGGACAACCGAUACACACAGGAGCUGUUGAAAACAAUCGUCUUACGGACCAGGAGAACUCUGGAUGAAGAUGUGUUUCUUCCACUCUACCCCAAAAACGUGCUGGAGAACAAAAACAGCGGUCCCUACUUAUUCUAUCAGAGGCAGUUCUGGUCCUGUGUAAAGCUCCUGGGCAACGUCCUGCAGUGGGAGGGCAUCUUAUCCAAUUCCUGUCUGAAAGACCUGGCCUUGGACAGUACUCUCAACAGAUAUAUCCUCUCUGCGCUGCAGACAACGGAUACAUGGGAGGAAAAUAUUCAGAAGUGCCAAAAGGUUGUGGAGUGCUUGCCAUCGCACUGGUUCUCUGGAUUGAAGGGCCAGCAGACGUUGCCUCAGUUGGAGCCAUUCUGUCGCUACCUCGCCCACCUGGCCAACUCAUUGCACCGCAGCACUUUGAGCGCGUCUGAUAUUGAGCGGCGCACUUCAAAGGAGCUAAUCAAAGACGUUGUGAAGAUGUUGGGCCAAAUGAAUGCCCUGGACCACAUCAUAACUGUGGCAGCAGAGCAUGGGAUUAAAGACAUCAAACCACUUUUGGAAGUCAAAUCAUAAGAGGACAAGACUGAGGCAACUUUUCAUAUGGAUUUUGUUGUGUUCAGCCAACGGAUCACCCAACUUAAAAACUUAAUAGUUGCCACCGUGACUGAAAAAAAGACCUUGUUGUAAAUAUUGUGAAUAUUGUAUAGAAAGGUGUUGUUUAUACUGAUGCUGAAAAAAGGCCUUGUAUUAUCAGCUCAUGAAGACUGUUCAGUUGUACUACAUGCUGGCAAUACUUUAAAUUCAUAAAUAUUGUUGAUGGAUUACUUUUUUGGGGGGGGUGCGGACCUCUAAAUGAAUACUAUUCACAGCAGCUCUGUACAGCAGAUCCUUCUUUGCCACAGGAGUUAAAAGGCAAAGACUGGUGUCCCAACAUGUGUCCUAACAGUCUAGAUAUAUUUCUUUGAUUCCUGCUUCAUCCUGUUAGUACUCCUCACACCUCGAUGUUCUCAUGAUCUUAAAGAAUCUGAGCUUCAGAUUUGUAAGAGUUCUGUUUUAGUAGUUUAUUUGCCUGUGAAUAAAAUGCACAUUUGAAUUA
Messenger RNA from Archocentrus centrarchus (flier cichlid), 3404 nucleotides. Its product is annotated as PAX3- and PAX7-binding protein 1-like. Lineage: Eukaryota; Metazoa; Chordata; Actinopteri; Cichliformes; Cichlidae. Gene Ontology annotation, molecular function: DNA binding. Gene Ontology annotation, cellular component: nucleus. Bases 131 to 2881 code for a protein of 916 amino acids. The record is from RefSeq and is a predicted model, not a curated record. The transcript is spliced from 18 exons. Gene Ontology annotation, biological process: mRNA splicing, via spliceosome; positive regulation of transcription by RNA polymerase II.